Molecule: messenger RNA, 3388 nt
Organism: Toxotes jaculatrix (banded archerfish)
Lineage: Eukaryota; Metazoa; Chordata; Actinopteri; Toxotidae
Gene: trim45
Product: tripartite motif containing 45
Exons: 8
Coding region: 246-2012 (588 amino acids)
Biological process (GO): positive regulation of DNA-templated transcription
Cellular component (GO): chromatin; nucleoplasm
Molecular function (GO): protein binding; ubiquitin-protein transferase activity; zinc ion binding
Source: RefSeq, a predicted model, not a curated record
ACGCAGCCUAGUUUUCCACGGGAAAAGUAGGACUUUCCCGUGGUAUUUGAAUCAAUGACAUGAAAUGAAAACAUUGUUUUUCCAUCCAGGUGUGAACAGUUAGAUGUGAGUGGUUCCUGUGCAGAGGAGAGGGUUUCAGAGAGGCGGUCUGCCGGCCAGUUCCCACGGGUUUGUGGAGCUCGGUGGGUUUCGCGGUGGUAAUCACUGGGUUUGUUUUUGGCACCAGGACUCACCGAAAACAGACAAUGUCGCAGAGUGAACAGAAAGAAAACGCGGAGCAGUCAACGUUAAGCUCGGAAGACGAACCAAACGGCGUCCUGGUAAACCCGAGGGCGGUUUGUAACGCGUGUAAACGCCUGUACCGGGACCCUAAGAUCCUCCCCUGCCUGCACACCUUCUGCGCCGACUGUAUCGGCCAGCUAGAGCCGUUUUCCGUGUCUUCUCGCGGCCACCGGGACGGUCCGGAGGACGGCAGGAGCGGCGAGGCGGUGGAGGCGGACCGACCUGCCGUCACCGUCACGGUGCUCUGUCCCGACUGUGACUCCGAGGUGGACAUUCCUCCGUCGGGACCGGCCGGGCUGAGCACCGACCACCUGGCGCUGGACGAAGUAUUCCUGGAGACCCUGGUGACGGACGGCCCGCUGGGAUGCGACCUGUGCGGCGAAGGAGGCGCCGAGAGCCGCUGCGAGGUCUGCAGCGUCAACCUGUGCGAGUUCUGCUGCCAGGCGCACAGGCGGCAGAAACGGACAUCGUCUCACUCUGUUCGGGGUCUGGAGGAGCUGAAGUCCCGUGGUCGUCUUUGCCGCCCCGUCCUCUGCUCCCUCCAUCCCGCCCAGGAGCUCCGGCUCUUCUGUCAGCCCUGCGACCUGCCCGUCUGCCUGGAGUGUGCCGCCAUGCUGCACCGCGAUCACCGCUGCUGUCCCACACAUGAUGUUAUUGAUCGUCAUGGAGACCGCAUCCGGGAGAUGGUCUCUGUGCGCCUGCGACCUCGCCUGGAGCGUCUGGAGGAGUCACUGCAGAAGGUGGAAGUAUCCCAGGAGGCUUUGCAGGCACGAGUGGAGGCAACAGCCAGUGAGGUGAGGGCGUUUGCACGAGGCUAUGCCAGUGCUGUGGAAGCCCACUGCCUGUCUCUGCUGCGUCGCCUGGAGGAGCUCCGUGUCCAACGCAGGAACCAGCUGCACCUGCAGAAGGCGCAGCUGCAGCAGGCUCUGCUGGAUGUCCGAGGUGGUGUGGAGUUUGCAGAGAGACUGCUGAGCUGUGGGUCUGAGGCCGAGAUCCUCAGCGCCAAAGGAGUGACCCUGAGGAGGCUGACCAGUCUGGCAGAGAGCAGCUACGACCCCCACCCGGCAACUGUCGCCCCGGACGACGGCAGCAGUAUCAGCUUCAUGCCCAGGGAGCCCGCAGGGGAGGUGGAGGGCUACCCGGUGGUCGGGAUGAUCAACUCUAAGACAGUGGACCUCAGCAAGUGCACCAUUGAAGGGGAAGGUCUGCAGCGGGGCAGGGAGGGCCAGCAGGGCCACUUCACCCUGGUGUGCAGAGACGCAGCUGGAGAGCAGAUGACCCGAGGUGGAGAGCACGUCCUGGUCAGUAUCGUCCACAAGGAGAAGAAAAACUGCACAGUGGAGACGACAGUGGUUGACAACAACGACGGAUCCUACAGUGUUUCAUACACAGCUGAAGAGCCGGGAAACUACUCAGUGUGGGUUUGUGUCAAAGCCCAACAUGUCAAGGGUUCUCCGUUCAUUCUGAAUGUGAGGAGGAAGCUCAGGCGUCACAGUGGGACGUUUCACUGCUGCUCCUUCUGCUCCAGUGGAGGAGCCAAAGAGGCUCGCUGUGGCUGUCCGGGAACCAUGCCAGGAGGAUUUAAAGGCUGCGGCCACGGUCAUAAGGGGCAUCCUGGGAAGCCGCACUGGUCUUGCUGUGGCAGCUCGGUGGAGCAGUCUGAGUGUUUGCCUCAGAGCGUGUUGGCUGCAGUUUCCCCCCGUGGCCACCUGCGAACCGUGGAGCUCUGAUGUGACACGGAGACAAGACCUGUCAAGAUGAUGCAAGUUAAUGGAGGAGGGCAGCAACCAAAAGGUUAGAACAGCAGGGGAAAGCAAGGUGCAGGUCGUUCGUGUGAAUCUCGAGCAGAUUUGAAAAGGUCGGAUGAGGAAGGUGAACCUCCAAAGCCACAGUGAGUGAGGCGGGACUUCAAAGUCACUCAAAGUGCUCACCUCUGCCAGACAGUCUGUGAUACAGAAGCCAGCUUAACGUACAAGACAAACACCAAAGUGUGAACUAAAAUCUCUCAAUCUAUGUUGUCAGGUGCCUUUUUUUUUUAAGCUAAGCUCUGCCUACCUGUAACAAGAUAGAGGAGAAAGAAGAUGAAACACUACACAUCACAGCAGCAUGUGUCUCCUCCUAAAUCAAACGUUAAAGGUCUUGCUGAAGGGCACAGAGGAGAGAUAGAUCUGCUUUUUCCAUUGUUACACGGUUCUUUCACCAGACAUCCUCUGGUCUCAAGCCGAUUUUUUUUUUUAACCUCAAAGUUGCUGUCGAUUUCAAAGGUGCUGAAAUCAGUGUUUUAUAUCUUAAAUGCAAAACUCAUUAAGACAGAAACAGAAACACAGAGAAUCACCAGACUGUUGAACUUUAUUAUUUGAUAUGUGAUUUUUUUAUAUCCUUCAGUAAAGGAAAAUAUAAUUUGAAAUAUAGUGCCUCAAAAACAGUUUUAAUGCAGAAAGAUAUGAACAGUAAUUCGUAUUAAUCCACUCUGAUCUCUGUUCUUCGACGUUUACAAAAAAAGGGCCAUGAUCCCGACAACCCGUCGACUCUGCAGAUAACAUUUACAGAACACUGAAAGAUUGUUUUUUACUUUGGAUCAUUAAGCACAGAAAUGACUUAGUAUUAAGUAUUUAGAGUUAAUUACAUGUAAUAAUAUGAUUAUAUUAUAUAUAACAUGAUUAGCAGCCCCGCUCCACUGUGCCUUGUGUUGAAGAGGGAUUUAUCCGGGAAACACUCCGAGCCUCCAGACGUCGUGUCACAGCACUGACUUCCAACUACAAAUAUAAAACUCAUAAUGAGCCACUUUAUGCCUUUAUUACCUGUAUUUUCUGUAUUCUGAAUAUGCCUUAUCGAGUGCACAUAGUUAUGUUUUUAGUUUUAAAUUUGCUCAUUAGAAAGAUGAAUAGUAAAGUAGACCUAAACAAAUCCUCAACAUGAAGACUGAUCUUUUUCAUUCGUGGUCCGAGAUAAAUCACAAUAACAGGGAACCUCUCUGAACACUGUGAGUAUGUUUCUGCUGUUCACAUUUCACACUGACUGUACAUUCAUCUGUAUGUUCAAGUCUCGAACCUUUUUUCAGUUUUAGCAGUUUUUACUUGAAAUUCAUGCCUGUACAACGAAAUAA